This is a messenger RNA of Juglans regia (Persian walnut), 1116 nucleotides long. RefSeq lists its product as uncharacterized. Bases 426 to 953 code for a protein of 175 amino acids. Lineage: Eukaryota; Viridiplantae; Streptophyta; Magnoliopsida; Fagales; Juglandaceae. The record is from RefSeq and is a predicted model, not a curated record. The transcript has 4 exons.
CUAAAUUACUGCAAAGGAGACAUUGCCACGAUCCUUCUAUAAUGGUAAAUCGUAAUUUUCCUGGUUCUGCCACACCAUCUUCGUCAGACGUAUCACCUGCCAAACCUUAUAAUCAUAUAGAGCCCCCUUCAAACCAAAGAUCUAGUUACAACUACACGUCUCUUUCGCCGCAGGAAGUGAAGGCGAGUCCGAUUUCCUGAUCAUUUAUAUUGUUCUGCUAAUUUAUGUUGUAGGAUUAAUUGUUCCGGCAUAGACAUACUUUCCUCCUUUGAUUUCAUUGAUUUUUCUGUUGUUAUGGAUUUUUCCGCUUGAGUUUUUCCCCCCAUUUUAUAUAAUUGAGAAAGAAGAGGAAACGUGCAUAAAAAUGGAGUAAUCUUUCAUGGCGAGCACAUAUAUUUGGUUACUGCGUUGUACAGGUGCAUGGCAUGACGAGGCCAAAGCCCUUCUCAGAAGACAAUGCAGCUGGUCCUCAAUUUCAUUUCCAAGUUCCUCAAUUGACUGAUCCUCGCGUCCCCACACCAGAUCAAUCAUCUUCGUGGUAUAGUUGCAGUAGUGCAUUUAAUGUUGGCCCCAGUAACAAAUUAGUCUUCAGAGGUACAAGAGGGGAUGGCCCAUCGGAUAUCAACUCGAAGAAGUUUAGUACUACAUACAUGAAUAAUUUACCCGAAAACAAUUUGUACAGAUUUGGCUGCCUUGCUAAUAAUCCUCCGGCGCCCAUGGCACACAGUCUUCAUGAAAGGGAGUUCUCCAAACUUGACAAGCUUGCUAUCCGAGAAAGCAUGGAGGACUCAGAUCAAAGGUCAGGAAUGGGUGGAUUAGAUAGUGAAAAAUCCUUUCAUGGCUUUUUCCAACCAAAGGAGCAGAUGGGCUGGAAAGAAUUUACCCUUAGCUCAAACGAUGAGAAGGGUAAUGAGGCAGGAGAGGAUGGCAUUGAUCUCAACCUCAAACUCUAGGAGGGUAGCUUAUCGUGGUAUAUGAUCAAGCGUUUGAGAAAACAUUUGGAAUGUUGUAGGGUGUGUCUGUCUGUGUGUGCGUGAGAGAGAGAGAUCAUGUGGACGACUUUGUUUCUUGUAAUUAAGUGAAAUUUAGUUUUUUUUCUUUACUUGCUUCCACGAA